Molecule: messenger RNA, 2499 nt
Organism: Diabrotica virgifera virgifera (western corn rootworm)
Lineage: Eukaryota; Metazoa; Arthropoda; Insecta; Coleoptera; Chrysomelidae
Product: lamin Dm0
Exons: 4
Coding region: 186-1952 (588 amino acids)
Source: RefSeq, a predicted model, not a curated record
CUUAAAAACCGUUAAACGCCGCUCCCAUCAUAUCAUCUCCAAAAAUAGUUUGAUUACCUCGGGUAGACCUCGACAUAAUUUGUGCUUCGACCGAUCUCUCUCUUUGAGUUGUCGCUUUUCGAGGUAUUUAGUUGCAGGCGUGGUGUAUACGUUGAAAUAGUGAUUUUUGUUAAAAGUGAGUAAAUAUGGCAUCGAAAUCAAAAAAAGGGUCAACACCGUUAGCUUCACAGCGGCCGGCGAGCCCCUUAAGUCCUACCAGACAUUCUAGAUUACAGGAGAAGCAUGAACUUCAGAAUCUUAACGACCGUUUGGCGGGAUAUAUAGAUCGAGUAAGGUAUUUAGAAGGUGAAAACAACAGAUUAACGAGGGAAAUACAAAGUACCCAGGAAACAGUAACAAGGGAAGUUUCAAACAUUAAAUCUAUGUAUGACCAUGAAUUAUCAGAUGCUAGAAAACUAUUAGACGAGACCCACCGUGAAAAAGCACGUUUAGAGAUAGAUGUUAAACGUCUUUUAGAAGAGAAUGACGAACUCAAGUCUGAGUUAGCAAAGAAGAACAAGGAUUUGGCUCUAGCUGAGAAUUCUGCCAGGAUAUACGAGACCAGAUGUAACGAGUUACAGCUCAAAGCAAAUCAAGCGGCUGCUGAUGCUAAGAAAGCUAUUGCAGAUGCUAAGGAACUUGAGAAAGAACGUGAUAAGCUACGCAAACUUCUUGAUAAUCAUCGUAAACAGUUAGAAGAAGAAUCAUUAGCGAGAGUGGAAGUCGAAAAUGCCAACCAAAGUCUUCGAGAAGAGCUGUCCUUUAAGGAUCAGAUCCAUCAACAACAGUUGACAGAAACUCGUACUCGUCGUCAAGUAGAAAUCAGCGAAAUCGACGGUCGCCUGGCAGAAAAAUAUGAGGCUAAGCUUCAAGAGGCUCUACAAGAACUCAGAGAUCAAUAUGAAAGUCAAAUGGCCAACAACCGUGGCGAAAUCGAGUUGCUUUACGAACAGAAGAUUAAGAACUUGCAAUCAGCUAAUGACAGACAUGCUGCCUCUGCCUCCGGUGCUCUUGACGAAUUGAGACAAGUUAGAACCAGAAUCGAUACUUUGAAUUCUCGAAUUAGCGAUUUAGAGAACCAGAACGCUGGCUUAGCAGCUCGUGCUAGAGAUUUGGAGAAGUUGUUAGAGAAUGAGCGCAUGCGCCAUGUGGAAGACCUCGCAAUGUUAGAAAGAGAAUUGCAUAGACUCCGAGAAGAAAUGGCUAAUCAACUUCAAGAAUACCAGGAUCUUAUGGACAUUAAGGUUUCUCUUGAUUUAGAGAUAGCUGCUUAUCGGAAACUGCUCGAAUCUGAAGAAGCUCGUCUUAAUAUUACCCCAACAGGUAGUGAAGUUCAUGAAGUAACUCACAGUAGGAGCCAACGCAGCUCGUCGCAACGUCGCACUCCAGUCAGAUUGGGAGCCAAAAGAAAGCGAACACUACUCGAAGAAAGCCAAGAGUCAAGCAUGAAUGACUAUACGGUGAACAGCUCCUCAAAAGGUGACAUUGAAGUCGCUGAUGUCGAUCCAGAAGGACACUAUGUUAAGUUGCACAAUAAAAGUAAUCAAGAAGUCGCACUUGGAGGAUGGCAAGUCAUUAGACGUGUUGGUGAGGAGGAAACUACAUUCAAAUUUCACAGGUCACUAAAGCUUGAAGGUAAUGGAUUUGUAACAAUAUGGAGCUCUGACCUCAACAAAGAUCAUGAACCUCCAACUAAUUUAGUUAUGAAGAGUCAGAAAUGGGUUGUAGGUGAUAACAUGGUCACCACAUUAUUGAAUAAUAACGGAGAUGAAGUAGCUGUCUCCGAAAGAGUUAAAAGGCAAUUAACAAGCUCCCAUCUAAGACACAGAGAACUAGCAGCUGGCUACCUCUCAGAAGAACUCCACCAUCAACAGGGUGAUCCACAAGUAGAUGAAAGAUGUAGGCUUAUGUAAAGUUAACACAUCUCAUUUAAUUUUUUUAUUUACAGUUAAGGUUGGAAUGUUACAGAAGUAGGUUGUGCUCCUUACUUACGCUUUUUAAACUAUUUUUUAAGUGAUGUUCUUAAUAUUAUAAGAUUCUAGGACAGAAGGAACACAACUUAUACUGUUAUUGACAAAAAACUUACUGAAAAUUGCAAUUAGACAACAGUAGUAAGUUUAAUACUAAGAAUACAGGAUGAGGUAAUAAUUAUUAUUCUUUAUAUAAACUGUCUUUUUAGGAGUUUUAUAUAUAUUUUUUAAAUAUCUUGCAUAUAAGUCUUGAAUUACAGUUGUCAUUUUUAUAAAUUUAAACCUGAAAAAUACAUUAUUUCGCAUUAAUACCUCAUCCUGUUCGAUAGUUUCUUAAGAUAGAUAACAAACUGCCAGUUCGAUAAGUUUUCUUUUAACUAACACAAUUGUUUAUUAGUAUAAUAUAAUUUUGAAAAAUUACUGUACUGUUGUCCCCAAAACAUUAAAGUGUUCUGCAUUUAUUUAAAGAAUAAUAAACUUUUUAUAUUAA